Messenger RNA from Eruca vesicaria subsp. sativa (arugula), 1324 nucleotides. The record is from the annotation of a GenBank genome assembly. NCBI's taxonomy places the organism in Eukaryota, Viridiplantae, Streptophyta, Magnoliopsida, Brassicales, Brassicaceae.
GCGAGGGUAUUAAUAAAUCGGCACGCAUGUUCUAAUUUUAAGCUUAUAACGGCAAGCAGUUCGCACCCUUCCCUUUCUCGUCUUUAAAAAAUCUCCUCCCCGAUUGCAUUCUCGAUUCUAAAAAAAGAACAUGAAGGAGAAGAUGGAGGGAAAUUUUCAAAUUUCAGAGACGACUAAUUUGCUCCAAAAGAUCAAAGAGUUUACUCGAUCGAUCGUUGAAGAUCUAACCGACGGAAAAUCUCCAGAAAUUUUCAUCAAUCGAUUCAGAAACUAUUGCAAUGAUCCAGAAGCUGAUUGUUUGUGCAGCUCUGAUGAACCAAAAGGUCGUGAGAUUCUCACUCUUAAGAAGAGAUCGCAAACCUAUAGAAUCGGUGAGUCAAGUCACGUUCAGAGUCUAACCAGUAUCACUAUAUGUAAUUUCUUGAGAUGUUUUUUACCUUCAGAUAUGAUGUUAAGAGUAUUGUUGAUAGUUCAACAACUUCUUCAAGAAAAUAGACAUGGAUCCAAAAGAGAUAUCUACUACAUGCACCCAUCAGCAUUCAAAGCACAAUCAGUUGUAGAUCGUGCAAUUGCUGAUAUAUGCAUCCUUUUCCGGUGUAGUCGGUACAACUUGAAUGUGUGCAUGAGGCUUGUUUUAAGAUCCACCUUGUGUUGUAGGUUGGUGAUGGGAUGGCUAAAGUUUAGGGAAGCUGGAAGGAAGUUUGAUUGUUUAAGCAGUCUGAAUACGGCAUUUCCUGUUCCUGUUCUUGUAGAGGAAGUUGAAGAUGUUGUUAGUUUAGCAGAGUACAUACUGGUGGUGGAAAAAGAAACAGUAUUCCAGCGUUUAGCAAAUGACAUGUUUUGCAAGACAAACCGCUGCAUCGUUAUCACAGGAAGAGGCUAUCCUGAUGUCUCUACAAGAAGGUUCUUGCGACUCCUGAUGGAGAAGUUGCAACUACCUGUGCAUUGUCUAGUAGACUGUGAUCCAUAUGGCUUUGAGAUCCUAGCCACAUACCGUUUUGGCUCGAUGCAAAUGGCAUAUGAUAUAGAAUCAUUACGAGCACCCGAGAUGAAAUGGUUGGGAGCUUUCCCUUCAGACUCUGAGAUAUACGGUGUUCCCCAACAGUGUCUCUUGCCAUUAACAGAAGAAGAUAAGAAAAGAACUGAAGCAAUGUUGCUUAGAUGCUAUCUCAAGCGUGAAAUGCCACAAUGGAGGUUGGAACUUGAAACGAUGCUGAAAAGAGGAGUAAAGUUUGAGAUCGAAGCACUCUCAGUUCACUCACUGUCUUUUCUGUCAGAGGUUUACAUUCCUUCUAAGAUUCGCAGUGAUGUAAGCUCCCCUUGA